AUGCAGUUUUCGAUCUUCUACCAGAUCCUUGCUGCCCUCGCACUGGUCCAAGUCGCGGUUGCGGCCGGAUGUACAUCAUCUAGUCAAUGUGGACAUCCCUUCAAAUGCUUGGUCUGUCCAGGAGGAGGCACAUGCACGUCCGGUAGCGAGUGCAGGAACACUGCAGGUUGCUCCUGCCCUCCUUGA
Fulvia fulva is the source of this 186-nucleotide messenger RNA. RefSeq lists its product as uncharacterized. The record is from RefSeq and is a predicted model, not a curated record. The transcript is spliced from 3 exons. The coding region runs from base 1 to 186 and encodes 61 amino acids. NCBI's taxonomy places the organism in Eukaryota, Fungi, Ascomycota, Dothideomycetes, Mycosphaerellales, Mycosphaerellaceae.